Messenger RNA from Chrysochloris asiatica (Cape golden mole), 1078 nucleotides. RefSeq names its product voltage-dependent anion channel 3 (gene VDAC3). Lineage: Eukaryota; Metazoa; Chordata; Mammalia; Afrosoricida; Chrysochloridae. The coding region runs from base 1 to 852 and encodes 283 amino acids. The record is from RefSeq and is a predicted model, not a curated record. Gene Ontology annotation, molecular function: voltage-gated monoatomic anion channel activity. The transcript is spliced from 8 exons. Gene Ontology annotation, cellular component: mitochondrial outer membrane. Gene Ontology annotation, biological process: monoatomic anion transmembrane transport.
AUGUGUAAUACACCGGCUUACUGUGACCUAGGAAAGGCUGCCAAGGAUGUCUUCAACAAAGGAUAUGGGUUUGGCAUGGUCAAAAUUGACCUGAGAACCAAGUCUUGCAGUGGAGUGGAAUUUUCUACUUCUGGUCAUGCUUACACUGAUACAGGGAAAGCAUCAGGCAACCUAGAGACCAAAUAUAAGGUCUGUAGCUAUGGACUUACUUUCACCCAAAAAUGGAACACAGACAAUACUCUUGGGACAGAAAUCUCUUUGGAAAAUAAGUUGGCUGAAGGGUUGAAAUUGACCCUUGAUACCAUAUUUGUACCGAACACAGGAAAGAAGAGUGGAAAGUUGAAGGCCUCCUAUAAAAGGGAUUGUUUCAGUCUUGGCAGCAAUGUCGAUAUAGAUUUUUCAGGACCAACCAUCUAUGGCUGGGCUGUGUUGGCCUUUGAAGGUUGGCUUGCUGGCUAUCAGAUGAGUUUUGACACAGCCAAAUCCAAACUGUCACAGAAUAAUUUCGCCCUGGGUUAUAAGGCUGCAGAUUUCCAGCUGCACACUCAUGUGAAUGAUGGCACUGAGUUUGGAGGGUCUAUCUACCAGAAGGUUAAUGAGAAGAUUGAAACCUCAAUAAACCUUGCUUGGACGGCUGGCAGUAACAACACCCGUUUUGGCAUUGCUGCUAAAUAUAAAUUGGAUUGUAGAACUUCUCUCUCUGCUAAAGUAAAUAAUGCCAGCCUGAUUGGACUUGGUUAUACUCAGACUCUUCGACCAGGAGUCAAACUGACCCUGUCAGCUUUGAUUGAUGGAAAGAACUUCAAUGCAGGAGGUCACAAGGUUGGGCUGGGAUUUGAACUAGAAGCUUAAUGUAGUUUUGAGUAAAGCAAUCAGAUUUGGCCCUGGAGGUGAAGACAAAUGAGCCCACUAUGUUUUGGCCUUAAAAUUCUUCUGUGAAAUUUCAAAAGUGUGAACUUUUUAUUCUUCCAAAGAAUUGUACUCCUCCCCACAUUGGAGUCUAGAGAUUGCAAGUCCAUCCUAAGGGAGGUACUUGAAGGCAUGCAUGGAAGUUGUCAUGUUUGUGCCACAUUUCAGU